Carassius gibelio (silver crucian carp) is the source of this 4959-nucleotide messenger RNA. It is a transcript of the gene gal3st4, whose product is annotated as galactose-3-O-sulfotransferase 4. The record is from RefSeq and is a predicted model, not a curated record. The coding region runs from base 382 to 1815 and encodes 477 amino acids. Gene Ontology annotation, biological process: glycolipid biosynthetic process. The transcript has 4 exons. Lineage: Eukaryota; Metazoa; Chordata; Actinopteri; Cypriniformes; Cyprinidae. Gene Ontology annotation, cellular component: membrane. Gene Ontology annotation, molecular function: galactosylceramide sulfotransferase activity.
CUUUCAGAGAAUCUGUAUUUAGUGCUUGCAAAGAGCUGAUCUGACGUCAGGCUUCGACUCACGUAGCUAGCAGCAGACUGGUCCCUAAACACCCGCCCACAUUCACCUCUAAACACAAAGCAGUCCUUUUCUCUGUCUAAAUAUCUGCUGGUCUUCGAGUCAUCGAGAAGCUGAAGCGAAGCACACGUACCUCAAGCAAACUGGAAAUCUAACGCAGUCGAGUGCAGUCGUGCAGGUGUUCUGCUGUCGGACCAUGGAUGCGCGGAGAGAGCUCUUCCAUUACACAGACGCCGUCGAGCAGAUCUGAAAGGCAUCGGCCGAGAUGCACCGUAGCUGCUGUCACCAAGCGCCGAUCUAUAGUGAUACCGGCCGGGUUUUAUCAUGGUUUUCAGACGGUCAGCUCGGAGAAUGCGGUGGCUGGGAUGUUAUCGGUUGGGGCCCGUAUGGAAAGCACUUCUGAUAUUUGUUGUCAUCGCUUUUGCGGGACAACUUCUGGGAGUCAUCUUCAACAAGAGCUGGAUGCAGCCAGAGAGACCUCACUCCAUCUACUCUUUUCCCUCUGAGAAUUCCCAAGGGGACUCUCUCGGGUCUUGCCAGCCACACACCCACAUCAUGUUCCUGAAGACUCAUAAGACGGCAAGCAGCACCGUUCUCAAUUUGCUCUAUCGCUUUGGAGAGGAGCGGGGCCUUAAAUUUGCCCUACCUGUGGGGUACCAAUUUGGCUACCCACUGCCAUUUAUCGCUCAGAGGGUGAAAGGAUACAGAGGCCCUCAUGUGGCAGAAUUUGACAUUAUGGGAAAUCAUAUGCGGUUCAACAGACCAGAGGUUGAGAAGGUCAUGCCAGCUGACACCUUCUAUUUCUCUAUCCUUCGAGACCCUGUGGCGCUAGCUGAAUCCUCCUAUGCCUACUAUAAAAAUGUUGCUCCUGCCUUCAGGCGUGCCAAAGGACUGGCUGAUUUUGCAGACAACCCCUAUAAGUACUAUGACCCCAGAGUCCGAAACAACCAUUAUGCCCGCAACCUGAUGUGGUUUGAUUUUGGUCUGGAUCAUACCUCCAACUUCAGCUUUGCGCUGGCCAAGCGCGGUGUGGCCGCAGUGCGUCGGAACUUCAAGCUCAUCCUUAUCUCAGAGUACUUCGAUCAAUCUAUGGUGCUGCUCCGUCACGCUCUUUGCUGGCCUCUAGAUGCUGUGGUUUCUUUUAGCCUGAACGCCAGGCAGCAGAUGCCCAGUGGAAGAUCAGGAUGGGUGGGCAAGGCUGCAGCUCCAGCUCCUUUGGCAUUAACAGACAAGCAAAGAUUGAAAUUACGUGAAUGGAAUGCACUCGACUGGCACCUUUACCAAGCUUUUAAUCUCACUUUCUGGCAGGAUGUAGAUCGCUUCGGGCGUAGUAGGAUGGAGUCUGAGGUGGCCCUGCUUAGGACCAAACGGGAAGUUCUCACUCGCAUCUGCUUGCGUGAUGGCGGCCGCCCCAUAGAGGCCAGUCGCAUCCGGGACAAGACCAUCCGUCCUUUCCAGAGUGGAUUAGUGAAGAUCUUGGGUUACGAGUUGCAGUCGGGACUAGACAACGCCACGUGGGAAGCUUGCCUACGCAUGAUCAGGCCUGAAAUCCAAUACAAAGACUUGCUGGAUCUUCGGCAGUUCCCUCGAGCCCAACAACCCCAAGCUGCUGGAGGGCUUCCAGUAAAGAGGGAGCCCUCAGUACUCAGGAAUGAAGACCGUGGGGGAAAGAGGUUGGUGGAAAAGGAUUGGGAUGGGACCAUUCUAUUUCGGAAUCAAUCAUUAGAGCAGAUUGAUUCAAAAGUAAGACUUAGAUAGUAAGCUAGUUGCACCUUUUUGCCUCAAGGUCAGUAGUUCUGACCCAUUUUGGCUCAACGGGCCUCUGUGCUGCACUACUAGAGGAGAAGGGAUAUCAAGACACACAACACACUACUUUGUCAUCUACUCUUCCUUCCUCCAUCUUGCCCUUCUGCACUCUUAUUUUACACAACACAGAGUUCCAGAGUGAAGAAGAGGUCUGUGAGAACAUUGCAAUGGUUGGGGUGAUAUAAUGUUUCAAGCAUGCCGUAUGGAAGCUAAAUGCACAAACUCACUAAAUGGAGGAGAAGUGAGAAAAUGCUGCUUCCCUGUGCAUGAUGAGUCAUGGUAUAUUACAAAAAAACUUAGCAGUGCACAUUAUGUAAGUGAUUGCAGUGUGUCAGACAUACUGCUAAAAGCCUACUUUUAAAUAGGUAACGUGUAUUUGGUACGUUAGCCUUCAAAAGUUUGGGGUCAAUAAAAUUCUUUUUGAAAGAGCUUAAUAAUUUCAUUCAGCAGGGAUGCAUGAAAUUAAUACGUAACAGUAAAGACAUUCAUUAUGAUAUAAAAGAUUUCCAUUUCAAAUCAAAUAUGUUCUUUUGAAUUCAAAGAAUCUUGAAAAAAUUUUCAUAUGAAAUUGAAAACUGGAGCAAUAACUAAUGAAAGCUCAGCUUUGCCAUUUCAGGUAUUAAUUACAUUAUAAAAUAUAUUACAAUAGAAAGCAGUUAUAUUACAUUGUAAUAAUACUUCUCAUAAACUGUAUUUUUGAUUAAAUAAAUGCAUCCUUUGUCAAAAAAAGACAUUAAAAAAGUAUUGAAAAAUCCCAAACUUCUAAAUGGUAGUGCUGGUGUACCCCCAGUGUCACUACCAAAAAAGUUAGACUUGUGCAUCCAAUGAAAUAACAGUUUGAUACUGGAAAUGCUGAUUUCUUAUUUGAUUAUAGUAAUAAGACACAAUAGAUAUCCAUUUGCUGCAUGAUGAAAUUCAACGAAAGUGCAACCACAGACCCUUCAUUGUCUGGCACACAAGAUUCAAACAGUGGUACUCUUCAGAGUUGCUGGAAUUUAGUUUUAUAUCCAUUUAUUUGGGUAACAGGAAUCUUGAAAGUGUUUUUUUUUUAAAGAUUAUAUCCAUUUAUUUGGGUAACAGGAAUCUUGAAAGUGUUUUUUUUUUAAAGAGGAAUUCAUUGUAGGUUUUUUUUCUAUGCCACAUGCAUUUUUUGUGACACAUUAUAAGCUAAUACGACUCCAAUGGUUCUGUGAGAACAUCUCCAGUUUUUAACACUGUGAAAUAUUAUGACCAUUCAUAAAGGGCAAAAUGGGCUGUAGAUUUGUAUUUACCUUAAGUGAUUGGCCAUUGCACUUACAAAACCUAUAACAGUCUGUUUACUUAUCGAUGUUUGCUAGAGGUUGAUAUUUUAGCUUUUUAUUUUGAAGUUUUGAAUAAAUAUAAAAUCUAAAAAAAAAAUAAUAAUAAAAAAAAAAAAAAAAAAAAAACAAUAGAUGGUGAAUGUUCAUUGGCAUGGUAAAUGCUGUAAUUUCUGAGGCCUGUCAUAGACGUUUUACUGAUCAAAACACCACCUGAAAUUCCAAAACUCAAUGGUUAUUUUGCCUUAAAGUUAGUACCUAUGUGAAGCAGUGCUUUCCUAUCAGAGCUUGCUGUAUUUAUUAUGCUUUUGUAUAAAUUUCUCUGUGUAUCUUCUGCAUUUAUACUCUCAAAACAUUUUUUCCUCUUAUUGUGAGUGCUGAGAUAACAUAGUGUAGAAAUUUGACUGGAAUGCACUGUGCAAAUCGCCCCAUGUUUGAACAACCAGCUUUUUGUAUGCAGAUUUCAAUGCACAGAGCAAGAUGACAUCUAACAUUACCAAUGAAUUUAUUUCCUUUGGUCUAAGGCAGAUGGUAUUGAAAUGAAGAAAACACUAGUUUGGACACUGUGGCGUGCCUAUUCAUGUGCAUUGUUUAUUGUAUAAUUAGAAUUUAUAUGCAUGGCUAUAGUUAGCAAUCAUUUCCUUGUGUAAUUGAUAAACAACUGCAUAAUUUGACUUGCAUUUUAAUACUCCAUUGCAUUCUAGUUUGGAUGGUACUAUUGCCAGUUAAUUAGAAGUUAAUUAAGUCUUUAUCUUUCACUUUUUUCUGUUCACAUUGGCUUCUGUGUUUCCAGCUCUUAUGAAUUGGUUAUCGAUGGAGCUAAAAUAAAAUAAUAAUAAGAAGAAGAAAAUAAAAACAGUUCAAUUAUUUAAAUUCAGAUUUUAAAUAACAACUAUGAAAUUUUGUUUUCAGUGAAUAUGAAAGAAAUUAUUUUUUAAAUAAUAUUUGAAAGUCAAUGAUUCAAGACAAUGGUUCAUUUUGAUCUUACCUUUUUCUCUUUAUAAACUGUACUUUUGGCAGAUUUAAUGUUUAUUCCAUUAAAAAGAAAACAAUAAUGCUAUAACUGUGAACCCGUGUUUGAAGAAAUUGACUGUAAACUGAAUUUAAGCAUUGAUUUCCUGUUAACCUUGAGAUGUAUAGAUUUUACAUUCGUUCAUCUCAUUUUAGAGAAAGCUCUAAUGAGUCUGGCAAUAUUGUGCUGUAAUACCUGCGUGUCAUACAAAUCAAUUGGUUCAGUGUCUUCAUGACUCCUUAGAUAGAUUAACUGUGGUACUGCAAUUUAAAGAUAAACCAAAGAGGUACUGAUGUUUCUUGAAAUCUUGAUAUAUGAACAAUUGGCACAUUUUUUCCUUACAUUUGUUUACCAGAAAAUUAAUUCAGAUGGAGUGUAAAGGUGCAAAUGCAGCUUACGGUCUGCGUCAAUGAUCAUCUCAUAAGGGAGGGAAAAGAAAUGGUUGGUAGUUUAAUUAAAAGUGUGCUCUCCAAAUGAGAAGAAUGCAACAGUUCUCUUACAACACUAUCUGUAGUCAGUAUCAGUCAGUUUUAUUUAAGCAGGAUAGUUAAAAUCAUUUACAUUCAUUCUCUUCUGCACUUUUAAGACUAUAAUGCGAUUCAUGUGGUGUUUAUGUUACGUUUUUUUUUUCAAACCUUUUUACCAUAUUUAUUAUUUUUCUCUGUUACUUGAAUAUAUGGAGAAACCUCUGUAGAUGUUUGAUGAACUUGAUUAUGUUUGACUUGUUUGUAGAUGAACUUGAUUUCGGUUUACUUGUAUGUAGUAAAAUAAAGCUUUUACAUGUGA